AGUUCCGCUACCGACCUGAUUUAAGUCAUACCGCCUAUCAGAAAACGAUCUGGUCUCUAGUAUUGAUCUGUACCUUUUGCAUUCCUUCCCUCUUUUAUUAAUUUAUUAAGAUAUGAGUUUUGUACACGAAGAUUUUAAUUCAGAUGACGAGAGUAGCGAUGAAGAUUACAUUCCUGGAGGUGCAAAUUCAGAAGGUGAAAAAUCAUUAAGUGAAGAAGAUUCUGAGGUAGAUGGUGAUGAUGUAAAUACAGGAAGCAAAAGAAAAAUAAAGAAAAAAUCAAAGUCUUCAAAAAAAUCUAAACUCGAGGAAAAUGAAGAGGAAGCUACCGAAAAGAAAUCCGUUGAAGAUCGAAGAAAGAUGGGUAGUAUGCUUUUUGACCAAUUUUUCAAGGGCGCAAAAGGUCAGUCAAAGAGUAAGGAUAAAUCUGAAGAGGAAGCAGAAAAUAAUUGUGUCAAGAAAACCGGUGAAAAGAAACUAGAGACUACUUCAGUUAAAGCAGAUGAAAAAUUAACUGUAACUAAAGUAUUCGAUUUUGCCGGGGAAAAAAUAACCGUUAAGGAGGAAGUUAGCAAAAAUUCGAAAGAGGGAAGACUUGAACAAAAGAGAAUUGAAGAAGAGAAAAAAGCCGAUAACAAACCAGCCUGGAUGAAAAAGACCAAAACUAGUCUUACUGAUAGGUUAACGUCCAUGUCAACAAAGAAAAAAAUGACAAUAAUCAAUAAAUCUAGUAUGGACUGGAAUGUCUUUAAAAGUGAUUCAAAAAUCGAAAGCGAACUGGAACAACAUAAUCGCAGUAAGAAUAGCUUUGUUCAGAGACAAAAUUUCCUUCAAAAUACUGAUUUAAAACAACAUGAGUUGGAUAUCAACGCCAAACUAUCAAAAAGAUAA
Messenger RNA from Dimorphilus gyrociliatus, 889 nucleotides. The record is from the annotation of a GenBank genome assembly. NCBI's taxonomy places the organism in Eukaryota, Metazoa, Annelida, Polychaeta, Dinophilidae.